This is a messenger RNA of Rhodotorula graminis WP1, 2882 nucleotides long. RefSeq lists its product as uncharacterized. Lineage: Eukaryota; Fungi; Basidiomycota; Microbotryomycetes; Sporidiobolales; Sporidiobolaceae. Gene Ontology annotation, molecular function: oxidoreductase activity. The transcript has 10 exons. The coding region runs from base 1 to 2766 and encodes 921 amino acids. The record is from RefSeq and is a predicted model, not a curated record.
AUGCGCCCCUCGACCCCUUCGUCCUCCUCCCCCACCUUCACGCGCAACCUCGCCCUGGCUCCCUCGCACAAGCCUGUACUGACUGCCCGCACUCGCCUACAGGAACUCGCAUUCACCGACAAGGUCGUCAUCGUCACGGGAGCCGGAGGAGGGCUCGGUCGUGCCUACACGCUCUUCUUUGCCUCGCGCGGCGCCAAGGUCCUCGUCAACGACCUCUCGCGCGACAACGCCGACAAGGUGGUCGCCGAGGUCAAGGCGGCCGGCAAGGGCGACGCCAUCGCCAACUACGACUCGGCCACCGAGGGCGACAAGAUCGUCAAGCAGGUCGUCGACAAGUGGGGCCGCGUCGACAUCCUCAUCAACAACGCCGGCAUCCUGCGCGACAAGUCGUUCAAGUCGAUGACCGACAAGGAGUGGGACAUUGUCCAGGAGGUCCACGUCAAGGGCGCCUACGCGUGCACCAAGGCGGCGUGGCCCAUCAUGCGCAAGCAGAAGUUCGGCCGCAUCGUCAACACGGCGUCGGCAGCGGGCAUCUACGGCAACUUUGGCCAGGCCAACUACUCGGCGGCCAAGAUGGGCCUCGUCGGGUUCGCCAAGACGCUUGCUCGCGAGGGCGCCAAGUACGGCAUCCACGCCAACGCGAUCGCCCCUGUCGCCGCGUCGCAGAUGACCGAGACGGUCAUGCCGCCCGAGAUGCUCGCCCAGCUCUCGCCCGAGAUGAUCGUGCCGCUCGUCGCCUACCUGUCGCACGAGUCGACGACGGUCAACGGCCAGCUGUUCGAGGCCGGCGCGGGCUGGUACGGCCGCGUCCGGUGGGAGCGCACCAAGGGCCACGUGUUCAAGACGGACAAGUCGUUCACGCCGGCCGCCGUCAAGGCCGCGUGGGACACGAUCAACGACUUUACCGACGCCGACCACCCGGAGAACAUCACCGACGCCGACUACCUCGGCUACCUCGAGAAGGCCAAGCAGCUGUCGACCAACAAGCAGAGCGACGAGGUCCGCUUUGACGACAAGACGGUCCUCAUCACGGGCGCCGGCGCCGGUCUCGGUCGCGCGUACGCCCUCAUGUUCGCCAAGGGCGGCGCCAACGUCGUCGUCAACGACAUGAGCGCCGACAACGCCAACAAGGUCGUCGACGAGAUCAAGACUGCUGGCGGCAAGGCGGUUGCUGUCGUUGCCUCGACCCUCGAGGGCGAGAAGCUCGUCAAGGCGUCGGUCGACGCGUUCGGCGCCCUCCACACCAUCAUCUGCAACGCCGGCAUCCUCCGCGACAAGUCGUUCGCGGCCAUGACCGAGCCCGAGUGGGACGCCGUGUACGCCACCCACCUCAAGGGCACCUACGCCGUCGCCAAGGCCGCGUGGCCCCUGUUCCAGAAGCAGCGCUACGGCCGCAUCGUCACGACCGCGUCCUCGGUCGGCGUGCACGGCAACUUUGGCCAGGCCAACUACUCGACGGCCAAGUCGGCCAUCAUCGGCCUCACGCGCACGCUCGCCAUCGAGGGCAAGAAGUACGGCAUCCAGGCCAACGUCCUCGUCCCCAACGCCGGCACGAGCAUGACGGCGACGAUCUGGCCCGAGGAGAUGGUCAAGGCGUUCGCGCCCGACUUUGUCGCGCCCGUCGUGUGCUACCUCGGCAGCGAGGCGUGCGACACGACGAUGGGCCUGUACGAGGUGUCGGGCGGGUGGUGCGCGAGCCUGAGGUGGCAGCGCAGCUAUGGGUACGCGUUCCCGGUCAACAAGAAGGUCCAGGUCGAGGACGUCGCCGCCAAGUGGGACACGAUCACGCGCUUCGACGACAAGGCGACCAACCCCAACUCGACGGCCGAGUCGCUCGAGGCCAUCGUGUCCAACUUUGCCAACGAGGCCGACGGCUCGGACGACAACGACGGCGCCGACUACACCGACCCCGAGGACAGCGAGCUCGUCGCCGACGCCAAGAAGACGGCCCACUCGAGCGGCUCGUACGACUACACCGAGCGCGACAUCGCCCUGUACAACCUCGGCAUCGGCGCCACCGAGAAGGACCUCGACCUCGUCUUCGAGGGCGACGACGGCUUCAAGCCCGUUCCGACUUUCGGCGUCAUUCCGCAGUUCGCCGUCUCGUCGGGCCUUUCUCUCGACUGGCUCCCCAACUUCUCGCCGAUGAUGCUCCUCCACGGCGAGCAGUACCUCGAGAUCAAGAAGCCGAUCCCAACCUCGGGCUCGCUCGUGAGCGAGUCGCGCCUCGCCGAGGUCCUCGACAAGGGCAAAGCGGCCGCUGUCACGACCGUCACGCAGACCAAAGACGCGUCGACGGGCGAGGUCGUGUUCGAGAACCACUCGACCGUCUUCAUCCGCGGCGCCGGCGGGUUCGGCGGCCGCAAGACGGGCAAGGACCGCGGUGCGGCGACGGCCCUCAACAAGCCGCCCUCGCGCAAGCCUGACGCCGUCGUCGAGGAGAAGACGCUGCCGCAGCAGGCCGCCAUCUACCGCCUGUCAGGGGAUGCGAAUCCCCUGCACGUGGACCCGGACUUUGCCAAGGUCGGCGGCUUCGACUCGCCCAUCCUGCACGGCCUGUGCUCGUUCGGCAUCUCGGGCAAGCACAUCUUCCGCAAGUACGGCCCGUACCGCGACAUCAAGACUCGCUUCAGCGGCGUAUUGUACCCGGGCGAGACCCUCAUCACCGAGAUGUGGAAGGAGGGCAACCGCAUUGUCUUCCAGACGAAGUGCAAGGAGCGCGGCACCCUCGUCCUCGCCGCCGCCGGCGCCACCCUCGUCGAGUGAGCUCCCGAGCGCGCUCGAGCCUCCCUCCCUGCCUUCCUCGUCGUCGUCCUCGGGCGCAUCUCUUCCCUCGCCUUUCUCUCCCUACCUCCCUCCUCCCUUCCACUCUCCCUCCCUCC